CAGCACCUGCUUUCUUUCAUGGCACUUCCUCUGCGGGCACAAUCCCCUCCCAGGAGCCCUGAACCAAAAUUCGAGUACUGCCUCCAGUGUCGAGUACAUCCACCAGGGACUGCUCUAACACAGAAGUUCUCUCCAAGGAGCUGCUGCUGGUUUGUACCUCCCCGGGGCAGCAUCUCCGGCACCACCAACGAUGGGUGAGGUGCUUUCCUUAGCAAAUAAAGGCAUCCUCAUCCUCUUUCUGGAGCUCACCUCCAGUAUUUGGAUACCAGCUCCAAAACUGUGUGUGUCCAGGGAUCUCUUUCAGAGAAACCUUUCCAGAAGAGAAAACUCAGUGGUUUGUACCUGCCUAGGGAACCCUGUAAUGUCAUCCUUUUCUUUCAGGUGGCCAGCAGCUGACAAGGACAAGGAUGAAUACUGCUUUAUUUAAAUUGACAAUGAUUAGAUGAAAAUGUAGAAAGAGAAAAAUGCAAAAUGGCAAAACAACAAUCUGAUCAGAGUUAUUUACUAUCCAAUUAAGCUGCUAAUACAGUGCUCUAUUGCACCAAUAACAUAGCCAGUUUAAUAACUAUCAAAUAGAGGCUGAUGUUGUUACUGACCACGGGCAAGUCUGUCACUCAUCCUCCAGAGCUGUCCCUGAGGGGUGUUUCCACCCAAGGGAAGGAUCUUCAUGCAAAUCAAGGAGAUAUGCUGGGAAAACUGGGACUGAUCUUUUUUAGUAUGACGAGGUUGAUUGUCCUGCAACUUUUACAUUUUGUGUUGUCCUCAGCAGAACAUCUUUGAGUCAGAUAUUGCCAGCUCUUUGGUUUCUCCUCAAAACUUCCAUCUCUCACUUCCCUAGCAGGCUCUUCCACAUUCCUGUCCUCCUGACAAUCCUCAGUCAGGAGGAGCACCCUUAUGAGGGGCGUAGUUUGAGAGUUUGGUCAAGCUGGUCUCAGCAUUCUUCACCACUGAUCCCAGUGUUCUACUAAACCCUGUUUUUUUUUAAUACAUCACCAGAAAUUUGUAAAUAAGACAAAGAAGGGGUUCUUUAAAGCUGUCCCAGCCCUUCCAAAUGGAACAGCUCCAGUGCCCCUGCCCCUCAUAAUGCAGUUGCUUGUUCCUCACACCAGUCCCCUGGUCCCAGGAACAGGAGAGCUUCAUCUCCAUCCCUUACAGAGACAGUGAGACCCCUCUGGAGCUAUGUCUGUGUCUCCAGCUCCCAAUGCCUACGUUCCCACUGCUUCCAGCUCUCCCUCUUUGCCGACUGGUUUCUAGGUCUGCCUCAUAUCCAAGUUUUCAUCCAUUACAUGUAACUCUGUCGCCUUAGGGCAAAUGGAAUCUCACUGGACAAGUGGGAAAUCAGGUGGAUGCAGCAAAAACACUCUCCUACCUUUGAAGAAGUCAUGAAGGUCAGCAUGGACUCUGCAUUUAAGUGAGAGAAGGCCUCCAGAAGAAAAAGAUGGCAUUAUCUACUUGAAUGUUUUUGCUUCAAUAGACUGGAAAUAAUAGAGCUCAAGGUCUGGGUAAGAGGCAUCCAUCCCACCCCUUCACUGCCCCACCAGCUCUGUGGUUCUGUGCUUCUCUGCCAUGUAACCCUGGCCCUCACUUAAUCUGCUUAUUGAAAGCAUUUCCCCAGUUUUUCUGAUGUUGCAGCCUCCUCCACCCAUCUGCCUCACUGCUUUCUCCAAGGGACAGGUUUUACCAUAUUCCUUUCUUAAAGAAAGUCUUUUCUUUGCACUUUUUGGCCUCAGCUUCCGGAGUUCUGUGGUUUUUGCUGUGUGCCCAAGUGUGUUUAAAAGGAGUAAGUAUUCCAUAUGAAGAAGAAGGGGAAUGACUUGCUCCCAUGGACUACAGACAUAAAGGUAAAAUUUUAAAAGUGGAACUGCCUGGGAAGUCUCAUCAUUUUAGGUCAUUUUUGUUACCUUGGCAUUUCCAAUCUCCUUCAGAGAUGAUGGAGGUGGUUUGCCCUGCAGUUUGAUUGCCCUCAUCCCUGGAUGUCUGUGGGACAUUUCUAGGUCCCACUGUUUGCCCCGUGUCACAUCCUGGCCUGCUUUGGCCACCAGCCCCCUCGUGUCCUCUGCUGUGAUCACCUCAGGUGUGCAGGGACCACGCUUGGCUCACUGUGCAAAUCAAAGGGGGCUCGAGGCUGUCCAGAUGGGUGGGCACAGGUGUCCCCUGCUGCCCUCAGCUGUCACCCCAGUGCCACUCAGCCCUGCCCAGGGACCUGUCUGGCACGCUCAGUCCGUGCGGGGACAGCCGAACUCUGCUGCCAGCGCCCCGGGGCUGCCCCUGCAUCUCCCAAACACCUCCCAUGUGACUCCAGGUCACAGGGUUUGGCCACACCUGUGCCACUCACAGCUGUCUUCAUCUGUCAGCAGGAAGCAGGAAGGAAAGGAACCAGGGCAGGAAGGGGAGAAAAGAGGAAGAAACGAGGGCAGGAAAGGAGGGAGAGAGAGAGAGGAGAGAGGGAGAGGUAAGGAGGCUGCAUUCAGCAGUGAGAAGAGUGGCUGAGAAGCACCGUGCCAGAGGCUUCCAAUGUCCUCCUCAACUUCCACCAGCACUUUGCCCAGCGGCCUGGCCGUCCUGACGACCUUCCCAGAUGUGCUCUUCAUCCCAGAAAUCAUCUUUGGGGGCCUUGUGUGGAUCCUGGUGGCAUCCUCGAAGGUCCCAGAACCCAUGCUGCAGGGCUGGGUGAUGUUUGUCUCCGUGUUCUGCUUCGUCAUGUCCAUCUCCCUCCUGUGCCUCUACCUCUGCGGGGCUCACGGCGGCGGUGGCAGCUGCUGGGUCACCUUGGAUGUCAUCUGCCACAGCACGGCAGCGCUGUUCUACCUCAGCGCCGCGGUGCUGGAAGCCUACGUGACCUAUGUGCUUGGCCUCUUCCUGCCCCUGGUACAGGAGUACAGGGAGAACAUUGCUGCUGUGGUAUUUGCAUUCGUGGCCACCCUGCUUUACGUGAUCCACAAGGUGUUCUCGCUCCUGCGGUGGAAAUCGUCCUGAGAGCCUGAACAACCCCAGGAACAACGGCUGCUGUCUCCAGGCUGGGUUUGGGUUUUGUUUUGUAAUGUAUAGCUUAGAAACAUGCAGCUUUUUAUGUGGGAUCUUGGCGAUGAAGACAAGGAACCUGCCAGAGAACCUGCCAAACAUCUUGGCACAAUCUGUUUCCCUUCAAUAUCUUACAGGCUGGGUACAGUUUGAUGCUGGGGCUAAAAUAAAAAAAUAAGCCAUCCAGCUUUAGAAAAACAUAGUAUAGUUGGGUUCAAAGGGCUAAAAUGUGCCUGGACUUCGCCUUUACGUGUCCAGGGUUGUUACUGGUAUCAGGUGAAAAGUGAACAACAAACACCAAGGAGCACAAGUGCGAAACUGUGUCAUUUUAAUUGCUGUGUGCCCAUUUAAGUGUGUUUCCCCCACUAAAACCGCUGUACAAAUCAAUAUUUUCAUGCAGCUUCUGAAAACGCCUUCUCUGACUUGCAAUGAGCAAUGGGAACAAUAUUUAUCUCAGCUCAGGAGCAAUGCGGAUCACUGCAGCUCCUGAAGGGUGCUGCUGAAUUCUGAGGUACGACCGUAAGGCCCAGGAAUUACCACUGCCCUUGAUACCACCCCUACAAAGCACAGCCUGGAAGGGGUGCAGUGGGCUGUAGGAGAAUUCUCUGGGUGAUCAGAAUCAAAUCCUCAGUAAGCAGAGGCAAUCGGCUCCUGCAUUUGGUGAAUGGCUACUCUCUCACACAUUGCCAUGGUGUCACUAAUAAAGAUGGGUUUGCUGUGA
Motacilla alba alba is the source of this 3742-nucleotide messenger RNA. It is a transcript of the gene MAL, whose product is annotated as mal, T cell differentiation protein. The transcript is spliced from 4 exons. Gene Ontology annotation, molecular function: structural constituent of myelin sheath. NCBI's taxonomy places the organism in Eukaryota, Metazoa, Chordata, Aves, Passeriformes, Motacillidae. Gene Ontology annotation, cellular component: membrane. The record is from RefSeq and is a predicted model, not a curated record. Gene Ontology annotation, biological process: myelination. The coding region runs from base 2515 to 2976 and encodes 153 amino acids.